AUGGUAGUGCUGAAGGGUAUCCCCGCCAUACUGUCCCCCGAGUUGCUCUACGCUCUGGCGCGGAUGGGGCACGGAGACGAGAUUGUCCUUGCAGAUGGCAACUUCCCCACUUCGUCCCUGUGCCAGUGUGGCCCGAUGGAGAUCCGAGCUGAUGGCCUGGGCAUCCCACAGCUCCUGGAAGCCAUACUGAAGCUGCUACCCCUGGACACCUAUGUAGAGAGUCCGGCAGCUGUCAUGGAGCUGGUGCCCAGUGACCAGGCCAGGGGCCUCCAGACUCCAGUGUGGAGACACUACGAGUCCCUCCUCAAUCAGGCAGGCUGCAUGACACCACUUGAGAAAGUUGAGCGGUUUGCGUUUUAUGAGAGGGCCAAAAAGGCCUUUGCAGUGGUAGCCACUGGGUGA
Elephantulus edwardii (Cape elephant shrew) is the source of this 402-nucleotide messenger RNA. It is a transcript of the gene FUOM, whose product is annotated as fucose mutarotase. The transcript is spliced from 5 exons. Gene Ontology annotation, biological process: fucose metabolic process. The coding region runs from base 1 to 402 and encodes 133 amino acids. Gene Ontology annotation, molecular function: fucose binding; racemase and epimerase activity, acting on carbohydrates and derivatives. Lineage: Eukaryota; Metazoa; Chordata; Mammalia; Macroscelidea; Macroscelididae. The record is from RefSeq and is a predicted model, not a curated record.